GAAGGAGAGGAGCAAGAUGAAGAAGAAGAAGAAGAAGAAGAAGAAGGAGAGGAGGAAGAAGAAGAAGAAAAAGAAGAAGAAGGAGAGGAGCAAGAAGAAGAAGAAGGAGAAGAAGAAGAAGGAGAGGAGCAAGAAAAAGAAGAAGAAGAAGAAGAAGAAGGAGAGGAGCAAGAAGAAGAAGAAGAAAAAGAAGAAGAAGGAGAGGAGCAAGAAGAAGAAGAAGAAGAAGGAGAAGAAAAAGAGGAGGAGCAAGAAGAAGAAGGACAGGAGCAAGAAGAAGAAGAAGAAGGAGAGGAGCAAGAAAAAGAAGAAGAAGAAGAAGGAGAAGAAAAAGAGGAGGAGCAAGAAGAAGAAGGACAGGAGCAAGAAGAAAAAGAAGAAGGAGAAGAAGAAGGGGAGGAGCAAGAAGAAGAAGGAAAGGAGCAAGAAGAAGAAGAAGAAAAAGAAGAAGAAGGAGAGGAGCAAGAAGAAGAAGAAGAAGAAGAAGAAGGGGAGGAGCAAGAUGAAGAAGAAGAAGAAGGAGAGGAGGAAGAAGAAGAAGAAGGAGAGGAGCAAGAAGAAGGAGAAGAAGAAGAAGAAGAAGGAGAGGAGCAAGAAAAAGAAGAAGAAGAAGAAGGAGAA
Messenger RNA from Synchiropus splendidus (mandarinfish), 621 nucleotides. Its product is annotated as cilia- and flagella-associated protein 251-like. The annotation marks the transcript as partial. The record is from RefSeq and is a predicted model, not a curated record. Lineage: Eukaryota; Metazoa; Chordata; Actinopteri; Syngnathiformes; Callionymidae. The transcript has a single exon.